Molecule: messenger RNA, 925 nt
Organism: Leptinotarsa decemlineata (Colorado potato beetle)
Lineage: Eukaryota; Metazoa; Arthropoda; Insecta; Coleoptera; Chrysomelidae
Gene: dlg1
Product: MAGUK family member discs large 1
Biological process (GO): receptor clustering; receptor localization to synapse; regulation of postsynaptic membrane neurotransmitter receptor levels
Cellular component (GO): basolateral plasma membrane; neuron projection; postsynaptic density membrane
Molecular function (GO): protein kinase binding
Source: RefSeq, a predicted model, not a curated record
AGUUGCUUGGCGCGUUCACGGCUGACGGGAGAAUUUUUUCACUCAAAAUCAGUUUAGGUAAUACAUGGUUAUCAAAAACUAUAAUUUUCCGACCUCGAAUUCGUUUUAACGAUGUUUUAACAGUUUGUACGUCAGGUACUUGUUGGUAGUUAGUGCAUCUCGUCGAGUUGGAAUUCUUGUUGUUUUGUUUCGUGCAGUGUUUGUUUUACUUAGCGUUUGUGUGACAUAACCUAGAUGGGCGGUGAGGUAAAAACUACGAACGGAUCUUCAACACGUGUGAUAAAUGGCGACGAUGAGUGGGAAUACGAAGAAAUCAUUCUUGAACGAGGUGGAUCAGGUCUGGGUUUCAGUAUCGCCGGUGGGACCGACAACCCCCACAUCGGCGAUGAUACGGCCAUCUACAUCACCAAACUUAUACCCGGCGGAGCGGCUUCGGCCGACGGACGACUUUUGGUUAACGAUUCAAUCUUGUCCGUGAAUGAUGUCCCGGUGAUUGAUGUUCCCCAUGCCCUUGCCGUAGAUGCACUCAAGAAGGCCGGAAAUACAGUGAAGUUGUGUAUCCGUCGAAGGCGACAACCUCGAAAUAUGAGACUGAUGGAAAUCGAAUUGGUAAAGGGAAAUAAAGGUUUAGGGUUCAGCAUCGCUGGCGGUAUCGGAAACCAACACAUACCUGGUGAUAACGGUAUAUACGUCACCAAAGUAAUGGACGGAGGUGCUGCCCAAGUAGAUGGUCGUUUGCUUGUCGGCGAUAAGUUGGUGGCUGUCAGAGACGCCGUGAAAGGGGAGGUGAAUUUAGAAAAUGUUACCCACGAAGAUGCGGUUGCUACCCUGAAAACCACACAAGACAGGGUGGUGCUUGUCGUAGCAAAACCUGAUAUCACUUUCAAUGCUCCCGCCUCGGACGCGUCGUAUUCUCCUCAGCUCU